AUUAUGUUAAGUUAAAGCGGGUCGGGUAGCGUGCGCGGCCAAGAGACGAGCUUUGUGAAGGUAGCCUAAUCAAGUUCUAGCCUAGUUGAGAGCUCGCUUGGAUGAUCUACUUUUUACCAAUUCUGUUGACAGGUUUUGACCAAGUUUACAAAUAACUGAAGUUCGUUGGCGUAAAAAUAGAUACUCAAGGCAGCACUGAUGGAUUUCGAUUCGUCGUCCAAGUUUAUAUCAUCCCUUGCAAAGUUUUUACAGUCUCUUUGCAAUGGAUAUGUUGAGUUUGACAAUGGUGUGGAAGUGAUUGGCCAUAUAUAUCUCAAUGUUGAUACGGGGAAGAAAAUAGACUACAUUCUCAAUGAAAAAGUUUGCAAAACGGAUGAAAAUUCUGUCACGUUUAUUAGCAACAGUUUCCAUGCUCAACCUGCAGAGAAACCCAAGCCUGCUCCAAAAAAUCUCAAAUCAACUGAUCAGGACAAGCCAUCUGAUCCAGGAGGCUUGCCUGGUGAUGAUGAUGAAAUAAUGAUUCUUGAUGAUGCAGAGGCCAGGAAUGUUGCAUUAGAGUUAAGAGAAGGUCCAGCUUCAAGUCCCCACUCAAAAACUGUCCGUCCUCCAAAUGCAUCAAAACGAUCGUACAGCCAAAGUUUUGCAAGUCAAAAACAUUUGGCAAAACACAGUCGAGCUGACCCUUCAUCUACACAAAGUCCAAAUGGUGCUCAUCAUGAUUCUGAUUCAAUACAUUCUGAAAGAAGCAAUUCCUCUACAAACUUUAUCUCAUCACAACUCCCACAAGAAUCAUUGACUUCAGAAUCUGAUCCUUCACAGUUACCUAGUGUCUUUCCACAUACUUUUGGUGACUCUUCCAACAAUCAGGGAUCUACAGGCAAAGAUAUAAAACAAGAACCUAGCAAUGAUAUGAAUUUGUUGCAUGUGAAACAAGAAUAUGAUCCAUCAGGGCAGGAGGAAGAGCACGAAGCAUAUGGUGACUCUCAAGAUCAAAGUUUGUACAGUGGUUUAUAUGAUGAACAGUAUUAUCCUGGUGCUAGGAGGGGUCAGUCACAGAGAGUAGACUUUAAUCAGUCUGGUUCUGUUGAUCAAGGUGAACUCUUCCCGGGCGCAGCUGGUACUUCAGGCGAUGUUGGAGAUGCUUCAGGUUGUGGACAAGAUUUUGACAAUGAUCAACCACUUAGAAAUGUGGGCUUCAGAUGCCCAGUGUUACAGUGCCAGAAAGUCCAGUACAAGGAUGUGAACAAAUUGCGGAGACACUGGACGGAGAAGCACGUAAAUUUUGUGCCCACAUUUUCCUGUGGAGACUGUGGCAUCAGUUACCAGCGAAAGUACAGGCUACUGCGACAUGGUUAUGCUCAGCAUGGCUGGGUGCAGGGGGAUGGUCACAUGCAAGAUAAAGUGUUUGAAAGCAUCCAGGAGAAUAAAGGUUAUAUUGACCCAGGACCUGUGAGUUGGAGUGACGCAGCCGUUUUCAGCUACAGACUGUUCGUUGAAGACCAAUAACAGUCAAAACAGAUGUCUUGUCAGCUUUUUUUUUCUUUUUGCACUUACAUGUAAAUUUUAUGGUGCGCACACUAAUGAGGUUCCAUUCACUUUGAAUGCAAGGAAACUUGUACUAUAAUUUGAUGUGUGACUUAUUCUUAAUCAACUUUCAGUCUUGCUGAUACAUUCCCCAGAAUUUGUGUCAUGUAUGUCAGUUUUGGCCAGAAUGAAGAUGAUGUUGUUUUAAUGUUCUGAGUAAUCUGAGCAGCUCAUGGACUUUGCUCGACAAUUUGUUGACAUUUUUUUAUAACUGGGGAAAAGUUGAUUUUUCUGAAUAGUAGUAUUCCAAAAGAAAUUUAGUUUUCAGACGUUACAAUGUUGUCCUGUUUUAUCUGCAUUUUGGCUCUGUUGUACUUGCCUUUUCUGUUGUUAUUUUUCGUUUUCACCUUGUGUGGACACCCCUUGUCCUUUUGUUCAAUGAUUGAAAGUAUGAAACAAUGCAGUGUACAAUCCUAGGGGGGAUUAAGAGGGUACUUUUGCUUCUUAGAGUAGUUUUCACCAGUCUGAUUUUUUAGGUACACCUUGUAUGCGCUGUGAUUUUUUUUUUUACAGUGCUCAUCAACAGUUGUUUUCCCAUGAAUCUAACAACCAGUUGCUUUUUUCUGCUUUAUUGGCCAUAUUUCUUGUUUCAAGUACUAUUUUGGCUGAAGUAUGAGGUUGUUCCCCAUUAUCAAUAUUGAUUUUAAUCCUCACUUUCUGCCUCGACUGGCUGCUCAAGAAGGUGUUAAUGCAUCUUGCGUCUCUGUCUGCAGGACGAGCUGUUGGUCACAGGCGUUUAAGAUUCGCCUGCCCCGUGCCCCGAUGCUAUAACAGCACCUACAUUGAUCGUCUAAAAUUCAAACGUCACUGGAGGGAGAAGCAUGAAAAGUUUGCACUAGUCUAUCCUUGUAGUAUCUGUGGCCUGUCUUACUCACGUAGAGAGUCUCUGCACCGACAUCUUCGUGUUAAGCACGGAUUUGAUGGAGAGGCAUCAGCCUUGGCAGACAGUGCCCCAUCUACGUAUCAGGAGAACAAGUUCUAUGUGGAUCCGUCACCGUUUACUCUAGAUGUGAUUAUGAAAACGUCUGGCUCUCUCACACUGUGAUUGUAGGAAUGGCUGCGAUGACUGGGAGUUACCACAUUUGGGAUUGUUGAUUUUGUAAAAGGGUAUCAUUCUUUUGAAAACUAUUUCAAACUGCUUUCUUUUAUGAUUCAGUUCUGGGCAAUUUUUGACUUUAAUUUUGAUAGUUAGCUUGCCUGUUUCCCAUAAGCUUAUUUUUUGAGAAAAGGAUAGGGUUUAUCGUCUUUCUAUACCACAUUUGAUUUAUUUUUCUGUUAUGUAAAUCUGUAUGUUUCUAUGACAUACAUCUCUAUUGUGUGCUAAUAUUUGUUCUAGCUUGUUCACUUUCAGUGUUAAAAAAAAGUCCCUGUCCUAUGCCCACGAAGCUUUGUAUGGCACUUCUGUAGGCCAAACAAAAUUAUUUUGUUCAAAAGAAUGUUGGUCCAGUAAAUAUAAAGUUUCUCUAUUUGGGCCUUAUUUUGAAAACCACCAUUGGACGGAGAAGCACUCAUUUUGAGACAGUGACAUCACCCUGCCCCUACAUUUCAGGCUAAGCUUGUAGAUUUCAUCCCACAAAUAUUUAAACAUCUCCACAUGAGUCUUGAAAAGUACUCACCCUUCUGUUGGACCAUAUUUCAUAGACCUGCGUUUAAAGUGUGGUGUUGAUGAAAAUAGGUCAUCUUUUUCAUGUUUUAGGUGCAUGCUGUAAAUCCUUUAGUUUUCAGUGACCCUCAUGAAUGGGCUUUUAGAUUCUGUUGGUCAUUCAAAACCCAUGUGCAAAUAUCUGACAAGACUAAACAGAGACAUUUGAUUUUAUCUUGUUUUAACCUUGGGCAGACGAAAGUGAACAGGCUAUUGUGAUGUUCAAACACAUAAAGGAGAAAGUUUGGUGUUGAGCUGACUAAACUCAAAACAACUGUUAUUUCAAUAACUUGUCUCAAAUUUUGCUACUUGUACAUGUACCUUCAUUCACAAGACAUUCAUUUUUUUAAAAAGCUUUCAAAGAAACACGGAUACCCUGUCUAAUUGGUGAUUGUUGUUACACAUGUCCUGGUUUCAAGAUCCAAAUUUGAACAUGCUAACAGUUUUAUACACUGUUUAUUUGAUUCAGAAGUUUGUCAAGAAUUGAGCUGCCUCACUACAAUCAGUCAUAAUAGGUUGGGUGUGUGUCUUUGUUUGAUUAGGUUUUCUAGGGGUCCAGUUGGAUCUGUAAAACAUGAUUAAUGGCAAAGAAUGGUUUAUAUACAACUUAAAUAAGUAGUUCAUAAAUUCCAUCCAUAUGAUCUGACCCAUUAUUUAAGGAAUACUUAUAAUAUAUAUUAUAUAUAUAUAUAGAUAUGGUUUGCUUUUUUUUAUCAGCACUGUUUUUUUAUGCCAAGUUGUCCCAUUUUCAUAGAUUGCCGAUGAAAUUUCCCUUUGUAACUACUGAAUUUUAAAAAAAUGUAUACUUGCUUUUUUGACUGGGUCAAAUUUGUGCCUGUUAUAUGAUACGGAUGAAGAAUUAUAUGCUUCUUGAAAUAAAUUUUUUAAAGAAAAACAA
This is a messenger RNA of Aplysia californica (California sea hare), 4124 nucleotides long. RefSeq names its product zinc finger protein 37. NCBI's taxonomy places the organism in Eukaryota, Metazoa, Mollusca, Gastropoda, Aplysiida, Aplysiidae. Gene Ontology annotation, cellular component: nucleus. Gene Ontology annotation, biological process: regulation of transcription by RNA polymerase II. The transcript is spliced from 4 exons. The coding region runs from base 199 to 1506 and encodes 435 amino acids. Gene Ontology annotation, molecular function: DNA-binding transcription activator activity, RNA polymerase II-specific; RNA polymerase II cis-regulatory region sequence-specific DNA binding. The record is from RefSeq and is a predicted model, not a curated record.